AGGGUUUCAAGUCAGUCAGCCUGCUAACUGCUCAACGGCAGCCAUGGCUGAUGGUUGAACUAGGUUGAAUUCCAGCGGACAUCUCCAUCAUCCUGGAUGAGUAAGGUGGAAAGGUGAUACAUUAGCUUCGUCCUCGGCUUCAUCCGCCGUUUCUUGUGGUCUUGUCGACCCGUUUACCGGGUCUAAUGCUGUCGCCUGUCUAUCUAUUUCGACGUAUUCCCUGCGUUUUACCAGAAAAUAGUUUCAGUUGUUCCUUCUUCAGCAAGAAUCACUGCCAUCAGCAAUAAGGAUAGAUGGGAACGACACAGCCGUUCUUUGAUUGGGCCGGAUUCCCAGCUGGCGUACGCUUCGAGCCGACAGAUGUACAGUUACUGGAUCAUCUCUUAGCGAAGCUCGACGAGGAGCACCCCAGCAAAGACGACGAGGAACAGACUCUUAAACCCGGCGUUAAGCGGCAAGCCAGCCGAGGGAAAGAAAACGUGGCAGUGGGGAUUGGUAGUAAGCCACGGGUGCAACGAGCCCGGAGACAGCAGCAUCCGCGCGUGGGGGAGUUUAUUCCGACGCUGGGAUUCGAAGACGGGAUCUGCAGCGUUUAUCCGGAAGACUUGCCUGGCAUUGUCACGGACGGCACCACGAGGCACUACUUCCACCGCCCCUCGCGCGCCUACGCCAUGGGGCUGCGCAAGAGGCGCAAGAUCUUCUCAGAACGCCCCUCCGCCAGCAGCCUGCUGCCAGGCGGGGCAGGAGGGGUGGACGCUGGAGGGGGGAGGGAGGAUUGCGGUUACAGGUGGCACAAGACGGGGAAGACCCGCCCCGUGUUCGCCCGAAACCGGAAACAGAUCGGAUGGAAGAAAAUCCUGGUGCUGUAUGAGACGCGCGCUCAGAGGGGCAAGAGGCGAGGAGCAGACGAGCGGAGCAGCCCUGCAGGGGGGGCCGGGAAGGACCGGAAGACGAACUGGAUCAUGCACCAGUACCACGUGGGCGAGCAGGGCGAGGAGAAGGAGGGCGAGUGGGUGGUCUCAAAAGUCUUUUUCCAGAUCCAGCAGAGGCAGAGUUCAGGCACACGGGCAGGCAGCAGGGAGGGGUCGUUGCCCCCCUGUGUGGGCCAAGGGGCGGAGGAGGAGGAAGAGGGCGAGGGGAGGGAGGAUAUUGAAGCAGUGGGGGAAGGGGGGGCUUUAGGGAAGGACGAGGAGGCGGAGGAGGAGGAGGCAGUGGAUGAUAUUGAGGAGGUUAAUGACGAGGAUGAAGAUGGCAGCAUAGCAGUGACGCCUAGAGCAGCGGCUACGGGGAGAGGAGGGGGAUUGGGGUCAGGGUUGGGGGCAGGAGGCUCGAGUGUAGGGGCUAUAGCAGCAGGGAGGAGAGGAAGGGGAGGCAAAGGAAUAAGCCCUGGUGGCCGGGGGGGUUCUAGAGCGGGUAGGGCAGCAAAGGGGGGAGUGCUGGCAGCAGCGAGGGGUGCGUUUCAAGUCUCACCCCCUUCAGCCGCAUCAGGUGGGGUAAUUACAACAGGCCUACCAUCCCCAUCGCCGUCUGCUGCUUCUCCCCUCUCAUCAGCAGCUGGCGCCAUGGUGCCAGGUGCUGAACAGCCUGAUCUGAGUACCGUAGCAGGAGGAACAGCACCAGCAGGAGAAGUGGGUGCAGCAGCAGGGCCCGCCCGCCUGCUCUCCUUCCAGAGCCAAGCUCCCCCCAGCACACUCCCAGGGGGUUAUUUAUCAGGCAUAACUGGUAUAGCAGGGCCCCAGACAGGCGUUGCUAGUGUGGGUGUGGGAUUCACGCCUUUCAAUAGGAAAGGCGGGUUUGCUGCCGUUGCUGCUGCUGCUGCUGGGGCCUGGGCUGGGGCUGGGGCUGGGGCUGGGGCGGUUGUUGGUGCAGGUUGUGCUGCGGGUGGUGGUGGAUUGGCCAUGGCAGGGGACGUGAGCAGCAUCACCAGCAACAGCAGUGGCAGCUGUCAUGGCAGUGGGAUGUUCCUCUCUCCUCCUGCCAGCACCCAGAGACGGGUGGGACUUAGUGGCUUUGAACCACUUGGAUUUGGUAGCGUUGGUGCGGCUGCUGGUGCCGGUGCCGCUGGUGCUGCUGGUGCUGCGGGUGCUGCUGGUGCUGCAGAACCCGUCACUCCCAGUACUGCUAUGCCUCUUCCCAUCACCCCCCCCUCCGCCCAGUCUGCCUCGGGUCUUCUGGCAUUGAAGCCGCCUGGUUGGGGAGGAGAAGGUGGGAGGUUGGUUCUGUGCCAACAGCAGCAGCAGCAGGGUAACCAGAGCUUGUGUGGUAACCGCAGUUUCGCAGGGAAGGCAUUGCUAGCGGAUUCUUUGCCUGGGACUGCGGCACCUGCUACUGGUGCUACAGGUGCUACGGCCGCUACAGCUACUACUGGUGCUACAAGCGGUGCAGCAGUGGGCAGUGUGGUGGCAGCAGUGAGUGACCUGAGGGCGUAUGAGCAGUCGCUGGGAGACAGCGCUUCAGACGUCGGCUCGCACCCGCAGUCAGAAGAGUCCCAGGAGGUGAGAAUGCUUCUCUUGUCCGCCCAUGUCCCCUCUUGCCCCUCCCCUCUCUCGUCCCCUCUUAACCUCUCGUUUUCCCUCACACAGAUCCGCCGGCUCGUUUUACAUUUCCUCACGUUCUCCCCUCUCACUUCCUCCCUGCACCCUUUCGGCCUCACUACACAGCCGUCAGUUGCUGCAGCCCCGCCUGCUACGGCCAUGAGCCAUGGAUCAGGGCCGGGCACGCUGCCUGCCUCUGCUCUCAGGCAGUACCUGGCUCAGAGGCAGGAGGCAGGGGCAUACUACCAGCAGCCACAGCAUCAGGAGCAGCAGCAGCAGCAGCAGCAGCCACAGCAAUCGAAAGAUAAUGGCAUGGCAAAUGAGGCUGGUGAAAGGGUAACGGGUGGGCUUCCUGGGGAGGUGGAGGCUGGGCAGGUGCAUGUGGGAGGGUCUCAGGAUGAUAACGGGGCAGCAGGGAAGUGGGUGACGGGCAGCGAGCCAAUCACCCUAGAGGAAGCCACCCAGGGCCAUAGAGUGGGGCACCAAGGGGAGGAGGCCCAGCAGCAGCAGCAGCAGCAGUAUGUGAGCAACCAGCAGCAGCAGCAGCAGAAGCAGCAAGGCAUAGGUGCAGCAGCAGCAGCAGCAGCAGAGCCACCAGAGAAGCGGGGCGAGGAGAAGGACCCCCAGAGAGCGCACGAUUCCUUGCAAGAGCAGCUGGAAGGUGUGCCUGUUUUCUCCCAGAACGCCCUCUUUUCGCAGGGGCCUAUCUUCUCCCAAGGCACUCCAGAUGACUACCCCUUCCGCUUCCUCUCCACGCCUAGUGACGAGCCAGGGGAUACCUCUCCCAAGAAAACUGAGAGCGGGGCUGUAGCAGGAGUGACUGUAGCCGGUGUUACUUUAGCAGAUGCAGCUGUAGCUGAUGCAGCGGCUGUAGCGGCCCCAGCAACGCCCCGAGUGCCCUCAUCUGCUGACGUGGCAGCUAGUGCCGCAAGCUCUGGGAACAUGGAGGUUCCAGUUAUAGAGGGAGGUACACUUGGGUUAGGCUAUACUGGUGCGACUGGUAGAGUGGGAGAGGCGGAGGGAUCGGGGGAAGGCAAAUGCCUCUGGAAGCCGGCUCCUAGGAGGUUCUCCCCUCCUGCUGCUGCUAGGGCUGCUGCUGGGGGUGAUUCUUCCCCCGGGGCUGCUGCUGCUGUUGCGACUGCUGCAGCUGCUGCAGCAGCUGGUGCUGGUGCUAGUGUACCUGCUGGGAAUUUAAGCGACUCGCUAAAAGACUCGCUUAAAGACCCAUGGUCGAUCCCCACCAGCCAGGAGCUCCCCCUCCCCUCCACACCCAUCUUCUUAAGUCAGGAGCUUCCCCCUAUCGAGCACCUGCCCUCGUCCCUCCCCUCCAUGCCCCCCUCCCAAGACCCUACGGCCUGCUUUGAAGCCACACAGCCAGUGGAGCUGGGCGAGGGGGAGGGAGGAGAGUGUGGUUUGGGACAAGAGGAGGGAAUGGGGGAAGGGGCAGGUGGGAUGGGGGAGCGGGGUGUUGGGCAGAUGGGUGGGAAGGGAGAGGGAGGGAUGGGGGAGAUGGGGGGGCAGGAGAGUGGGGAGGAGUCGGAUGAGCCGAUUCAGGAGACACAAGUGGAGGCAGAAGAGGUGGACGAGCAGGGUGUGCAUGUGCAACAGCAUGUGCAUCAGCAUGUGCAUCAGCAUGGGCAACAGGGCAUGCAUAUGGAUGGACAAGGGUUGCAGAGGCACGAGGCGGGGAGGAAGGAGGGUGCUGUGGAGAAUAUGCAGGUGGCAGCAGAGUCGCCACACUUAAACGGGAGCGGUGAGUGUGGCAAGGAGAACGGCAGCAGUGAGGCCAAGGACUCCUCACCGUUGGAUCUGCUGAUGCGCGCACUGUCGAGUGAACAGGAUGGGGAUGGGGAUGGAGGGAGAGAGUGUAUGGGAAGAGGGGACAAUGAGGGAGAAAGAACGGAAAUGAGAGAGGGGGGUGAUGAGACAAGGCGUGAAUCGACAAGGCAUGAGGUUGCAGGUCUAAGGUAUCCUUCUGCCGUUCCCACCGCUGGCGCAGCUGCCACCACCACACCCCCUGCUGCUGCCAGCAAAGCUAUUUCAGCUCAAAUGGGUGCAAAGACCAGUGCAGAGAUGGUCACAGUAGCUGGGAGUAGCAGGGGCAUGGACGGCUCUAGGGAGGGUGUGUCUGGGGCAGGUGCACCUGGGAAGGAAUCCGCUGGGGGAGCAGCAGCUGGUGCAGCAGGUAGCCAUGGGGUAGCAGCCGGUGCUGGUUGUGGGCUUGGGGCGGCUUUCUGGAUCGGCAGCAGUGGUCCGGGAAUGAGCAAUGGCAUGUGGGGGGAGUGGAUGGGGCCUGCCAGGUCCGGUGAAACGGAGCUGGUUGGGGGUUUAGGUUCAGAAGGGCAGGCAGGCUUAGGUUCGGAAUGCCAGGGUCGGGAUAAGGGCCAUUUGAAAGGGGAGGAGAAUGGAGGAACGGAGGAGGAUAGGAGAGGGAUGGAGGAAAAGAAAGAGCAGGGUGAGGAGGAGGUGCUAGCUGAAGGGAGUGGAGGGAGAGGAGGGAGGGGGAGACAAGGAGAGGGGCUUGAGGUGUCUUCCUUGGGUUCGGAAAAAACAACCAUUCCUCGCAUGUUCCUCAGGAACUCACACCAAGAGCAGAGCGAAGGGGAUUCUUCCCAGAGGAGCAGCAGCGUGGGUGGAUCGAGCAGGGGAAAGGCGGUAGGGGCAGCGGCAGGUGGAAGGAAGGGGAAGAGGGGAGGGACUAGUGGGGGUAGAGGGAGGAGGAAGGGGACGGGUGGUGGGGAGAGUGGGGGAGGGAAACGGCAGGUAGGAGGAUGGAGGAAUUGGACGAUUGAUACAUGAGAGACGAGCUGGAGGGUUUAGUGGAACGUAUAAUUACCGUAGUUGGGUUGCUUUGGUUUGGUUUGGCAAUGGCUUGCUCAAUUGGCCACUUGCCUGAUUCGUUUUGGCUUCGUUUGGAAGUGAUCCCUAGCAGAUGGAAAUGCACAUCUUAUGUAGUGGGUGCACAUGUUCCUUGUAAAGGAAGUUGGCCACUUAUUAUUCGUGUGG
Messenger RNA from Closterium sp. NIES-67, 5540 nucleotides. Lineage: Eukaryota; Viridiplantae; Streptophyta; Zygnematophyceae; Desmidiales; Closteriaceae. The record is from the annotation of a GenBank genome assembly.